Molecule: messenger RNA, 6718 nt
Organism: Hippoglossus stenolepis (Pacific halibut)
Lineage: Eukaryota; Metazoa; Chordata; Actinopteri; Pleuronectiformes; Pleuronectidae
Gene: clcn2a
Product: chloride channel, voltage-sensitive 2a
Exons: 25
Coding region: 982-4044 (1020 amino acids)
Biological process (GO): chloride transport; transmembrane transport
Cellular component (GO): membrane
Molecular function (GO): voltage-gated chloride channel activity
Source: RefSeq, a predicted model, not a curated record
UAUACCCGGAUACAUGAAAUCAUCCAUGGGGGUGUAAUUCCAGGGGGCCGCAGCUGGAGGACGUGGUGACGCACCAAUUCAAUUGGCAUGAGGGGGGGUUUCAAAGACACGGAUAAGAGAAAACACAGGGGAAUGCAGCAUCCAUCAUCAUUUAAGACACACGUGCUCACCCCCAUCACCCCCAACCUGGACAUUGACUGAGCCUCUGCUCUCUUCAAUUUGCGCCAAAGCUGUUUAUGUGUGCCAUGCAUGCUCAAGACGCAUGGCGCCCAAUAAUAGACCUUGAAGGGUGUGAGUGUGUGUGUCUGCCACAUUCAAGGAGAAGGGGAGAAGGGGAGAGAUGCAGAGAAACGAGGAGAGAAUGAACACUAAACACGUGUUCUGUUUUUCUCCCUCCAAGCCUCCACCUAUCGCUGCAGACAAUCCCGACCGCCGGUAAUUAAGACGAAUGCGCGCCGCUGCUCCGCAGAUAAUGACCGGAGCGCCUGGAUUUCUGCACACAAGGAGAAAUCUGCGGGCCAUGGCACUGACACCAUUCCCGCAUUGCAUCACGGACACGACACCCGGUACCCCGCUGUUUCCCUCCCACUUCAUCUGGAGCCGAUGAGGAGACAGUAGCGUCUCAUCCUAGAGUUUCUUUGACUCAUGCAGCUGCUGCAGUCGCUCCCGGUCUCCCGGUAAUCACGCGCCGUGUUGACAACUUUGACGCGGUGCUAUAUGGAUUGCGCACCAGCAACAGGCCAGUCUCUGGGAUCUACUGAGAUUUUCUCUCCGGUAAAAUGAAGUGUUAUCUCCGGGAGUCUUCCGCAGCCUGAUCACAUCAUCGUUCCAGAGUGCGAAGCAACCUGUAGCUGUGUGCCCCUUUAUGUCAGGCAUUAUCCCGCUAAGGCGCAAUGAAGGGACACAGCUGACGGUUUUGAAUCUGCAGCCCGAGGAAGAGAGAGGAAACAAAAGAUCCGGAAAGUAACCCCAGUGGAAACCAUGUAUGGGCGGUACACCCAGGAGCUGGGUGUGUAUGCCAAGGAGGAAGCGGCCCGCCUGCGGGAUGGAGGAGGAGUGCGGGAUGGAAAAGGACUGCGGAGGAACACCAGUGUUCGCAGUCGUGCUGCAGAUCUGCUGGAUUAUGAGAAAGACCCCUGUGCUAAGUGCAAGUUGUGUGCGUCUCGCUGCCAGAAGUUCCUGAUCUCGCGGGUGGGGGAGGACUGGAUCUUCCUCAUUCUGCUGGGGCUGCUCAUGGCUCUGGUCAGCUGGGUCAUGGACUACGCCAUCGCCUUCUGCCAAGACGCACAGAAGUGGAUGUAUGGUGGACUGGACAGUAACAUGCUUCUGCAAUACAUCGCCUGGGUCACCUACCCUGUAGUGCUCAUCACUUUCUCCGCGGGAUUCACACAGAUCCUGGCGCCUCAGGCUGUGGGUUCAGGCAUUCCUGAGAUGAAGACGAUACUGAGGGGGGUGGUCCUGAAGGAGUAUCUGACCUUUAAGACAUUUGUGGCCAAAGUCAUCGGCCUGACCUGCGCCCUGGGCAGCGGGAUGCCACUGGGGAAGGAGGGACCCUUCGUUCAUGUCGCCAGCCUGUGCGCAGCUCUCCUCAGCAAAUUCAUGGCCGCUCUUUUCGGAGGGAUUUACAUGUUUAAAAUGGAAGAGCCCUUUGAGGGAAGCAAGAACGAGUUGAGGAACACAGAGAUGCUCUCGGCUGCCUGUGCAGUGGGUGUGGGCUGCUGCUUCGCUGCCCCUAUUGGAGGGGUGCUGUUCAGUAUUGAGGUAACAUCAACGUUUUUCGCCGUGAGGAACUACUGGAGGGGCUUCUUCGCUGCCACCUUCAGUGCCUUCAUCUUCAGAGUGCUGGCCGUGUGGAAUCAGGAGGAAGAGACCAUCACCGCUCUCUUCAAGACCCGCUUCCGUCUGGACUUCCCGUUCGACCUUCAGGAGCUGCCAGCGUUCGCCAUCCUUGGGAUUGCCUGUGGUUUUGGAGGUGCUCUGUUUGUCUACCUGAACCGGCUGAUUGUAGAGUGCAUGAGGAAACAGAAGACCAUUAACAAGUUCUUGCUGAGGAAUCCCUCUCUUCCUGUCAGGCGUCUGGUGUAUCCUGCACUCGUCACCCUGCUCAUCUCCACACUCACGUUCCCUCCAGGCUUCGGGCAGUUCAUGGCUGGACAGCUGACGCAGCACGAGUCUCUGGUGGCGCUGUUCGACAACCGCACGUGGUGCCGUCAGGGCGUGGCCGAAGAGUUCGACUACAUCAGCCACCACCACGCCUGGAAACACCCGCAGGUCAACGUCUUCGUCACACUAGUCCUCUUCAUCAUCAUGAAGUUCUGGAUGUCAGCUGUGGCCACCACCAUGCCUGUUCCAUGUGGGGCCUUCAUGCCAGUUUUUCUUAUUGGGGCAGCGUUUGGCAGACUUGUUGGAGAGAUCAUGGCAACCAUGUUUCCUGAUGGCAUACAUGCUGACGGCAGCGUGUAUCCCAUAGUGCCUGGCGGUUAUGCUGUAGUUGGUGCUGCAGCGCUGUCUGGAGCAGUCACCCACACUGUAUCCACAGCGGUCAUAGUGUUUGAGCUGACCGGUCAGAUCUCCCACAUCCUGCCUGUGAUGAUCGCCGUCAUUCUGGCCAACGCCGUGGCCCAGUCGCUCCAACCAUCUCUGUACGACUCCAUCAUCCGCAUCAAGAAACUUCCUUAUCUGCCCGAGCUGGGCAUGGGACAUCACGAGAAAUAUAAUAUCCGUGUGGAGGACAUCAUGGUCAGGGACGUGCGCUUCAUCACUCUGAACUCCUGCUAUCGGGACCUGCAGGAGAUGCUGCUGACAGGUCAACUCAAAACACUGGCCCUGGUUGAAAGCAGAGAAUCCAUGAUCCUGCUGGGCUCCAUUGAGCGACUGCAGCUCCAGUCUCUGCUCUCGCUUCAGCUGGGACGCCAGCGGAGGCUGGAGUACCUCCACGAGCUGGCCCAGGACAACGGCACACACGAUCACCUGCCCAGCCUGACAACUGACAGCACCCCCAGCUCACCCUGCACCCACGUCAACUCGUCGGGCAGCGCUCGCCAAGGGGUCCGCUUCCUGGUGAGCAUCCAACAGAUCUCCACAGAGGAGUCUUCCUCCUUCAGCCCAGUGGCUUCCAAUAUUCAGCUUCCUCUGAAAUCUGCCUUGAAAACUGUGUCUGCCAUCAGUGACACAGAGACGCCAAAUAGUUCUCAGACGCUCUCCUGUGCGGACCAAGACAAGGAGCUGCUGGAGAGCCCGGUUGGGCCAGCUCCUCCUGAGAAGAGGAAGCCCAAACGAGUGAGGAUCUCCAUGGCGGACUCAACUGAAGUAGAAGAUUGUAUGACUCUAACAGAGAUAGCAGAGUGGGAGGAGCAGCAGCUCGAUGAAGCGGUGGAUUUCAAAAACUGCAAGAUUGAUCCUGCUCCCUUCCAGCUGGUGGAGCAAACAUCUCUGCAUAAGACUCACACCAUCUUCUCUCUGCUGGGUCUGGAUCACGCCUAUGUGACCAGCAUGGGACGUCUGGUUGGAGUGGUCUCUCUCAAAGAGUUGCGUAAGGCCAUCGAGGGCUCAGUGACAGUGACUGGAGUGAAAGUGCGCCCUCCGUUGGCCAGUUUCCGUGACAGCGGGAACAGCACAAACGUAUCUGAGGUAACUGAACUACACAAGCUGUGCAUCCGCCACAGGGGGCUCUCGUUGCCCCGGGAACCCAACCCCCCUGAAGCUGUGGACCAACCCGAUCUCCAGUACAACGAGAUCCCCGUCAACUUCUCAGACCAAACCAAUUUGCAGUUUGAAACCAGUCCCGGCGACCUUACAAACCAGUCGUCAGAGUUGGUGCUCCAGGAGAGUCCCUCAUUCACAGAGGACCAAUCAGAGUUCACUUUUGACUGCAGCCCCUCCCACACUGAGGAAUCAGAGCUUGCCUGUGACUAUGACCCGCCCACCCACACUCCUGAGCCGGACGAAACAGAGCAACAACAUGACCCGCCAUCUCCGAACAUGGACCAAUCAGAACUUGAGGGAGAGAGUAGCCCCGCCCACAAGGAGGAUCUGUCAGAAUGAUCUAAUCCGUCCUGUCGUCUCAUGAAUGUUGACGUUUCUUAUGUUUGUAGAGGUCACACUCACCGACAAGUCCAGCCUUGAUACCUGCGAUUCUAACGUUGUGGCGUGAGUGAGUUUUGUGUUUGUGCAGAUGCCUGUUUAAAUGCUAAAUCUGGUUUUAGUCUAUAUUUCUUUACCGUCCACAAAUCCUGUGAGAAGACCAAAAACAAUACUUUUGUAGGCCUGCACUGAUUAUUUUUUUACACGACAUGAGUCCGCGUCGUUUGGAACACGUUUUGAAAUUGAAACAAUCCGACGAUGUGGAGUCAGAGAGGAGGGAUCCUACCAGACCUCUGUUGCCUUUAUCCUCUCCGAACAAACUAUAGACUGUAAAUAAAGAUGGACGACAUGACUGCUCCCCAAAAGUGAAACCAAAUUAUCUUCAUCACCCUUGGUGGCUGGCCAUGUCCCAUCCACUACUAGAAUGGCCCUCAGUAGAGCGCAUACAUCCACCGAGGCCCAACAAUCCCCUUAAAGUAAACUUGCCCUAUUGUCUGGAUCCGCACCGAUAUUUAACCAGUUCUGUCUCGGCUUAUGUCCCAUCCCUCCACCAAGUUUCCUGGAAAUCUGCUCAGUGAAACCUCCUUGGCUUAGGUAAACAUGGAGGAGGCGAGGAUUAUGACCUAUAAAGCAGCCAGGCACCAGGGGGCGAUCAAGACACUUUGGCUUCACUUUUGAGGAGGAGCUGUCAUGUCGUCUGUCAUUAUAUACAGUCAUGUAUCAUGUGGAAGGUGCAAUGUUGUGUUUAUGAUUUGAAUGUGUUUUUAAUCAUUUUUGGACAACAACAGAACUCUAUUUAUAGAAGUAUAAUUUAUGUUAUUUACUACAUAAACUAUAUUUGGUUACACAGAAAAAUACUAGUUUGGUCUUUUCGUCGGAGUGAUGACAAUAAGAAAUAUGGAAUAUUCCCAGGUUCAUCUUUUUACUCUUUGUGUGUGUGUGUGAGUGUGAGAGAGAGAGAGAGAGAGAGAGAGAGACACCUUCCUUGCCAUGCUCAAAUCUGGUCCCGACUCAUCAUUGGAGUCUAAACAAACAAAGUUCCUUUAACACAUGACAUGAGUCACAUGACAUAGGUCACAUGCAAAUAGCGGCGAGCGAUAAACGGGAGCAAAGAGGAGAAAGCACAGAAGAAAAAAGACGUGGAAAACGAUCUUAAUGAGCACAUGAUGGUAUGAAUAUAUACGUCUGCCUAUUCACAGCACUGGACUGAUACACCAUAGGGUUGUUGGCCAAUAAUGUUAAUAUAUAUAUAUAUAUACAGGAAUAAUAAUACUGUAAAAGCAACAGUGUCAUCGCUAGUUAGUUUGCAACACUGCAGUUACAACGUCACGGCAUCUAUAGCAGUUUGUUUUAAUAUCUAGCCGUUUUCAGACAUGAACUCCGGAGAACGUCAGCACAACUGGGUCCGGACUUUCUCCACUCAGGCGAGGGGCGGCAGACACAAGACGUCAUGUGUUUUUGUUUACAGCACAUCGACACCGGUGACAUGAAAAUGCCCACUCGUUUCGCGUUGAAUCCUCGAGAGCAUCUCUUGCUCUGUUCUUACGUCGGCUCAUUUGGACACCAAGAAAAUCUGGAGCCGCUCACUCUGACUCUGACAUUCUCUCAUACAGCCCCUCCGGAGAAUGUCAGGAGAUUAUCCUGAGUUCAGUGUCUGAAAGCAGUUUAAGAUAUCAGCCCCAAAAAUCCACCAUUGGCCAGGAUCUGUUCACAUGACGACAAAGGCAGCUGCUUCCAAAGGUCCCCCCUGCUUGGUUCAGGGCUCCGAUUAAAGCUAAAGCACAUUGUAAUUACCAUGAAUAUAAUUUACUGCACAUUAGGGGCUGGUUCACUAAGGGCACAUGUAGACCGCCAGUCAACUGAACAGCCCACACGUAAUCGCUACAUGAAUUUAACGUGUUUCUAGCAUGAUAAAGGAACAACUGUUGAGCUCCUUGUGACAGGAAGCUACUGGCUGUUGUACAGAGCGCGCACACACACACACACACACACACACACACACUUAUAUGCACACAUGUACUGUAUGCGGCCUGUAGAUAUUUACCACCUUGAUAUGUGACACAUAUCUUUAUGAGAAAUUAAAUUCCGCCUGGCCUCUGAAGCAGUGAUGAGAAACGUAACUGUUGUACGAAGCACAAGUCCAAAAACUGUUGUGCGUGUGUGAGUCCGUGCCACGACCUUCAAAUGGGUUUUAGCUUCACGCGAUGAUUUCGAGCCAUAUUUUAAAUCUUGCGUGGCAACAUCCCGACUCGGGCUCAUAUUUUCUUUGUCUGUGUUUGUGCAACGAUUCUAUUAACGUCUUAACUUUCUUUCGUUUGCAUAUGGAAUGUGAAGUAGUGCUCGUCUUAUAAGACAACGUAUAAGGAGUUCAAUGUAGAGAGUGUAUAAGCGCAUUUGCAGCGUAUCUAGUUAAGCAAUAAGUCUGUAGUAUCUCCCUUUAUAUGGCACUGGCCUGUAUAUGCUUUGUACAUAUGAAAAUACACGGAUGAGAGCUACAUACACGCUCUGUACAGAGGAGAAUUAUGCAUUUGAAAUUCCAACAGCCAUUGUUACUUUUCAGAGAACAUGAAAUUGUUUUUUUUGUACAUGAGUCGAUGAUUAAAUUGAAAGAAAAAACACCCUUUAAGAGAUUAAA